Miniopterus natalensis is the source of this 3261-nucleotide messenger RNA. RefSeq names its product Rho GTPase activating protein 6 (gene ARHGAP6). Lineage: Eukaryota; Metazoa; Chordata; Mammalia; Chiroptera; Miniopteridae. The record is from RefSeq and is a predicted model, not a curated record. Gene Ontology annotation, molecular function: phospholipase binding; phospholipase activator activity. Gene Ontology annotation, biological process: signal transduction.
GCUGGAACCGGGAACCCAGCGAGCGCCUGACCUUCCUCUUCCCCUUCCAUACCCCUUUGGCAACUUCGGCUCCAGGGGAAGGUUCUAGCCGCCGCAGUAGGCCCCCCGACCCUUUUCCUAGAAGGCUGGUGAUGGAUCUGCUUCUGCCCCCACCGGGGCACUUGUAGUGCGCUGGUGGCACGUGAGCCUGGCACUGCCCUCCACCACCCUCCGAGCCUGGCUGCGUCGCCUGAGCCCCCUUCCUUUCCGCGCCCCAAAUCGCCAGCAUUCCGAGAGCGGGAAGAGGGGGCCCUCCGGCACAGUCCUGCCGAGAUGUCCGCGCAAAGUCUGCUCCACAGUGUCUUCUCCUGCUCCUCGCCGGCGUCCGGCGGCUCCGCCUCAGCCCAGGGCUUCUCCAAGAGGAAGCUGCGCCAGACCCGCAGCCUAGACCCGGCCCUGAUCGGAGGCUGCGGGGGCGAGGCAGGCGCGGAGGGCUGCUCGCCAGGGGCCACCGGGGGCCGCCUCUGCUCCCCACUGCCCCCGGUCGAGGGCCCCGGACACCGCUCGGCGUCCUCUCCCCGCGGCCCACACCCCCGGGCCAGCCGACUCCCACCUCCUAGACCCCUCUGCGCAUCCUUCUCCACCCCAAGCACCCCACAGGAGAAGUCGCCCUCGGGCAGCUUCCACUUUGACUAUGAGGUUCCCUUGAGUCGCAGCGGCCUCAAGAAGAGCAUGGUCUGGGACCUGCCUUCAGCCCUGGCUGGGCCGGGCAGUGGCCGCAGCGCCAUCCUCUGCUCCUCCGGGGGAGGCUCCAACAGCAUCUUCGCUUCUCCCAGGAGGUGGCUCCAGCAGAGAAAGUUCCAGUCCCCACCCAACAGCCACGGGCACCCGUACGUCGUGUGGAAGUCCGAGGGCGAUUUCACCUGGAACAGCAUGUCGGGCCGCAGCGUGCGGCUGAGGUCGGUUCCCAUCCAGAGUCUCUCAGAGCUGGAGCGAGCCCGGCUGCAGGAAGUGGCUUUUUAUCAGUUGCAGCAGGACUGUGACCUGAGCUGUCAGAUCACCAUUCCCAAAGAUGGACAAAAGAGGAAGAAAUCUUUGAGAAAGAAACUGGAUUCACUAGGGAAGGAGAAAAACAAAGACAGAGAAUUCAUCCCGCAGGCAUUUGGAAUGCCCUUAUCCCAAGUCAUUGCAAAUGACCGGGCCUAUAAACUCAAGCAGGACUCACAGAGGGAAGAGCAGAAAGACACAUCUGAUUUUGUUGCUUCCCUCCUCCCAUUUGGAAAUAAAAAACAAAACAAAGAACUGUCAAGCAGUAACUCAUCUCUCAGCUCCACCUCGGAAACACCAAAUGAGUUGACUUCCCCGAACACCCCAGAACCAGCUCCUCGGGUCAGAAGGAGGGGUGCAAUGUCAGUGGACUCUAUCACAGAUCUUGAUGAUAAUCAAUCUCGACUGCUAGAAGCUUUACAACUCUCCUUGCCUGCUGAGGCUCAAAAUAAAAAAGAAAAAGCAAGAGAUAAGAAACUCAGUCUGAAUCCUAUUUACAGACAAGUUCCCAGGCUGGUGGACAGCUGCUGUCAACAUCUAGAAAAACAUGGCCUCCAGACAGUGGGGAUAUUCCGAGUUGGAAGCUCAAAAAAGAGAGUGAGACAAUUACGCGAGGAAUUUGACCGUGGGGUGGAUGUCUCUCUGGAAGAAGAGCACAGCGUUCAUGAUGUGGCUGCCUUGCUGAAGGAGUUCCUGAGGGACAUGCCGGACCCCCUUCUCACCAGGGAGCUGUACACAGCUUUCAUCAACACUCUCUUGUUGGAACCGGAGGAACAGCUGGGCACCUUGCAGCUCCUCAUUUACCUUCUACCUCCCUGCAACUGUGACACGCUCCACCGCCUCCUACAGUUCCUCUCCAUUGUGGCCAGGCAUGCCAAUGACAACGUCAGCAAGGAUGGCCAAGAGGUUACUGGGAACAAAAUGACAUCUCUAAACUUGGCCACCAUAUUUGGACCCAACCUGCUGCACAAGCAGAAAUCAUCAGACAAAGAAUUCUCGGUCCAGAGUUCGGCCCGAGCUGAAGAAAGCACAGCCAUCAUUGCUGUGGUGCAGAAAAUGAUUGAAAAUUAUGAGGCCCUGUUCAUGGUUUCCCCGGACCUCCAGAAUGAAGUGCUGAUCAGCUUGCUGGAGACCGAUCCUGAUGUGGUGGACUAUUUACUCAGAAGAAAGGCCUCCCAAUCCUCAAGCCCUGACAUGCUGCGGUCAGAAGUUUCCUUUUCGGUGGGAGGAAGGCAUUCGUCCACAGAUUCCAACAAGGCCUCCAGCGGAGACCUCUCCCCUUACGACAACAACUCCCCCGUGCUGUCCGAGCGCUCCCUGCUGGCUAUGCAAGAGCCCGGCCCGGCCCCGGGGGGCCCCGAGCCGCCGUGCCGAGGACAAGAGCAGUACGCGCUGGGGGGCCACUUGCCAUCACUGAAGUCAAGGGAGAGUUCUCCUGGACCACGGCUUGGAAAAGAUACAUCAGAGGAACCUUUUAAUAUCUGGGGAACCUGGCAUUCAACUUUAAAAAGUGGAUCUAAAGACCCAGGAAUGACAGGUUCCUAUGGAGACAUUUUUGAAAGCAGCUCCCUCCGACCGGGGCCAUGUUCCCUUUCUCAAGGGAACCUGUCCUCAAAUUGGCCUCGGUGGCCGGGCAGCCCCACAGAACUGGACAGUGGGAUGCAGGUCAUUCGGAGGACUCAGACCACAGCCACCAUCACAGAGUGCCGGGCCCACCCUCCCGUGUCCCGGGUCUGCAGCACGCCCCAUAUCCAGGGCGGCAGCAGGAGAUCGGAGCUGACCACGCCAAGGUCGGAGCAGUAUUUGACUCUGAGCAGCGCAGAAGACCUCACCGAGAGCGAGCUGGAUGUGGCCUGGCUGCAGAGCCGAGCCCGGCCUCUGCACCAGAGACCUCGAGAGGGCGCGAGGCAUGACAGCAGGCCGCCCCCUCCUUACCCAGGCGCAGGGAAGCAAGCUUCAGCCUCGGCCCACCAGCCAGCGGAGCCGCUGCUGUGGAGGCGGCAGAGGUCGGAGGAAGGCUCAGGACCAGCAUUGGAAGAGGGAAGCCAAGCAGCCGAGCAAGAACAUCAGGCUGCCCAGCAAAAACUGAGCAGUGCCUGCCCCAGUCCCGCCAGCGACCAGAACAGUAAGGCCGUGGGCGAGCCCAACUGGCUCGACUGGCAGAGAGAGCGGUGGCAAAUUUGGGAGCUCUUGUCCGCCGACAACCCCGAUUCCCUCCCGGAAACACUGGUAUGA